This is a messenger RNA of Bemisia tabaci, 5206 nucleotides long. Its product is annotated as lysosome-associated membrane glycoprotein 5. Gene Ontology annotation, cellular component: lysosomal membrane; plasma membrane; late endosome membrane. NCBI's taxonomy places the organism in Eukaryota, Metazoa, Arthropoda, Insecta, Hemiptera, Aleyrodidae. Gene Ontology annotation, biological process: establishment of protein localization to organelle. The record is from RefSeq and is a predicted model, not a curated record.
AGCCGCGCAUGGAAUGUAAGGGUGAUCGCGCGCCCUUGCGCAGAGAGAUCCCCUCCCGCCCUCGUAUUGAUUGCUGCGUGCUGCACGGAGUCUUGAGGAGUUGAGAAAUGGCACCCAUACACCUCAGUUUAGGACUUUUCAUUGCGACAGCAUGCAUCUCGAUAGGCCACGGACUAAACAUCACGAAAGUGAAAAUGCGGAGCACGACAACGACGACGACAGAAUAUCCAAUCACAGAGGAUCAAAUCAAAGAUGAUGUUCAGCCCACGCCGAAGUUUCAGCUGAAUGUAGGCGCUUUAAAAACGGAGGCCCCGCCCACAACGAGGAGACCCGAGCGAAAAAAAGAAAGACCCGAAAAAACGACAACCACAACAACCACAGAGAAACCAACGGAGACCUUCUUGUACCGAUUCAAUAAUGAAGAUGGAGGCGCUUGCAUACUUCUCGAGGUUGAUGCUGAUAUUACGUUCAAAUAUCAAACUACUGACAAAGUCGAAGAGGAAUCAUCUCUUUACCUCCCGGAAAUGGUUUCCAUUGACGGCGAUUGUUCUAACGAAGACGAAGCUAAGUUAGUUUUGCGAUGGGACACGUUCGUAUUCAGCUUUUAUUUUGCUAAGACUCCUGGUGGUGAGCACUGGUUUGUAGGGACAAUGGAACUCAGAUUCAACACAAGUGAUCGACACUUCAAACGCAUUAAGAUUCCACCACGAACAGUGUUACUCAGCACUCCGCGGUCGCAUAGCUCAUUGUUGUUCCCCACACCCGUGGGCAAAUCGUUCACAUGCAACCAUGACAUCGAAGUGGCCUUAAGCAGUGAGUCUCAGAAGGAUAUCUCCGCCUCAGUUCUCCUCCGAGCAUUCAGGAUUCAGCCUUUCAUCUUCAAGAACGACGAAUUUGGCCCGCCGCAUCAAUGUCCAGCAAUCGGCGCAGGGACUUACCGAAGUGAGACAGCACCAUUAGUGGUAGGCAGUCUAUUGGCUGGUACCACUCUUUGCACCAUCGCUGGAUAUUCCAUCUACCGGUACUUUGUCAUCAAGAAGGUCGAAUACGACACAAUGGAAUAAAGUGGAAAUCAACCAUCAGUGUCGCAAACAACCAUGUGGUGGUUCAGUUGCGUUAGUUACAGAAUUGUGUUUUGAUGGUUAUAGGUAAACCGCAAAAAAGUAGAGAUCUGUCAAAGGCUAGGUUUUCAAUCCAAUAAUCGAAUAUUUUGCCGUUUGAAAAAUACGGCGAUGAACUUCAUCUUUCGAGAUAACAUACACCGUAGCUUCCUCCUUCUUGCAAUCAGUUGUGCACACAUUUACAGUGAUUGCUGAGGGUAUAUUACUGAUAAAACCAGAAUGAACGAAAGCAUGGUGCGUGUGAUCCACCGCGUUUGUCGGUAGCUGAGAUUUUGUUUGAUAUUUUAACGGGCCCAACCAAAAUCACCCUCAAACUGAAUCGGGAAUUGGGUAAUUUUUGCUCAUGUUUUCUUUUGCUAUCAGGAAAUUAUGCAAUAGUCUUAUGUUAAAUUUUGCGGUUAUGUUCUUGAUUAUAGUUUUGAGGAAUUUGCAAAAAGUUUCGAGGCGAUAGCGAAAAUAUCAGGCAACUUAAAAUGUAGGAAGGCUCAUUCUGGCUGAUGCCGUACCCCAAACAUUUAGACUCCGCGCUUGGACAGAUCUUGCCAUUUUUUAUGUUGAAGUUUCAAGGAGAGUAUAAACUAAAUUUAUAACGAAUGCAACUGACCCAUCCACUCAGUUUAGUAUUGUCAUCAUGUAAAUAUUUUAGGAUUUUGAGUAUAGUGACAAAAAUAGAGCAUCAAUGCCUAAUAUUUCAGUCAUCAACUGAGAGAUGCGUAAAAAUUAACUGAGCAAACAGUCAUGCUUACCAACAAAAUACUGCUUUGCAGAUCAUAAUGGUCUGAAAAUCAAUUUCAUUUUGUCUUUAAAUCAGUUCAAAAGUUUUUUUCAGCGCUAAAAGUCAAAUACUUGUCACUGUGCGCAUCCCUUUCAAACGGGUUGCGCAGGAAAUAAGUGAAUGUGCUACCAUUCUUAUUUUUUGGCUUAAGUGGGUGGUUUUUCAAGGCAACUUCCAUGUGACAUCACACUCAAAAUCCGAAAUACAAGUAAAAGAGGAAACUACCUGGAUCUGAAUUUACUUCAUUCAAGGUUGUAAUUUUUUAUUAUUAGGAUAAUUUUUCCUGUAUUUUUACGAGGGAUAAAGCUUUCGUUAGGCAAUGAAAAGAAGCAGAGCAGGUAGAUGAGAUCCCUGUGGAUUUUUAUCAUUGAAAUCUUAAGGUUCAAAACCAAGGAGUCCUUCAUUAUAGCUUAAAAGUGCAAUGACCGUAUCUUCUAUCGCCGAGAAUGCGGAAUAUUCAUUGUUAGCCUGGUCAAGGCUUGAGUAUUCACAAGAUCACGACGGAUUUAGAAACGGUCUGUAUAUACCGUGUUUCAUUGUUUCCUCUAAAAAUUUGAGCCAGCCGUUAGGAAGAGUCGAUCUGCAGCUCGAAAAUGGUCUGAAUAAUUUUACCGUCAUCACAGUUCACUUGCUUGUAAUUUCCAUCUGCAUAUCGAGUAGUGAAAUCGACGAAUAACUUUUGUAAUUUUUACGUUAUUCUAUCGAGUUUCAUUUCGACUGUCCGACUUACUAUGGAUCAACAUUUAACGAAUUCGAAUGGAAUAUAAACCGAUAAAAGUAUAUCGUAAUAAUGGAAAGCUAAUAAUAGUUUAUGAAGUUGGUAGUUAAACGAUUGUUUCAUGAAAAAGUGCUAUCAUGUGAUACGCCCACAAAAACUGUAAUAGGUAAAACCAAUGAUGAAAAUCAAAUGAAAAAACGCGAAGUAUAAACGAGUAAAAGCUUCGGACAGUUGAAACUUCUUCCAUUGGAACUCGAAUAUUGGUACUUAAUCUCACAGUACAUCAUUGUACUUAUCAAAACAUAUCUGAAUCUAUUAAGUAAAAUCUUCCAUAAUACCCCUAUCAUGCUGCUAUUAUGGCAAGAUCAAAAGACUAAUAUCACUUAAUGUUUAAGCAAUUCAAUCUGUUCUUUUACUUAAAUUGUAUGAUAAAAUGUAGUCAAUUGUUAACAUCCCAUAUAUUGUAUAUAUAUCUACUAAACCGUGCAGUUUCAUUAAUUAAUGGUUAUGGUUUUAGAAAAAAAUUAAAAUCCAAGAAAAAAAUUAAAUAAUAUAAAGGUUGAAUGUUCAAGAGUUAUGGUUUUAAAAGUUGAAUUUUUUUUACUGUUAUUAAAAAACUUCAUAUUUUAUAAUAAAAUUGUGAUUGUCAUAAUAGAGAUAUCCUCUCAUUUACAAAUUGAAACCUAUGAACAAUUUCAAAGGAUCUUAGGAGGCUCGAAAAUCCUUCUUUUGACUUUAAACUUUGAUUUUUUAAGUAAGUAGCAAUUGAUGAAAGUUUAGCACUCCUAUUCUGGUUAUACUUCACUGCAUUCGGUACUUUGCUCUUCUCUUUACUUGCAGUUUUUCCCAAAGAAAAUCGUAUUUGUUCUCUUGCUUUUGUUGACAGUUUAGGUUAGGCCUGUCAAUUUUAUCAUCUCAAAAAGAUGAGGCAAAUUAAAUUAAUUGAAUGCUUUUCAAGAGGAAAAAUAUCAAGUUCCUAUAUCUCCAAAAAGUAUGAAUGUUUAAUGAUAUUUAGGCGUUUCUAGAGGCGCAUGUAAAGUUAAAUGAAGUUAAGUAAUACCUUUCUCUUUUGAUUUCGGUCAUUGUAAGUUUCAGAAUGAAAAAAAUUAUGAUAUAUCAAAAUGCAAGAAGAACUAUAAUGCGAUUUAGUCUCAGUAAAAUUUCAUUCGCAAAGUUAUUGUUGCUGCACUUAAAGGGAAUAUCCUCGUUCUUCUGAGGUACAAUAAUUACAGUUACGAAAGUAAAAUGAUACUUUCAAUGGCGCAUUUUGAAUCUCAGUCGUUAUUGGUUAAUGCGAAAAGAUUUUGGUCUUAAAAUUUAACAAACACAACAAUUUACAACAGUUUCUGAGAAAUAAGAACUUUAAACUUCAAUUUUUGAAAGUCGCAAUCUAUGUCAAUGGAGGCCUCAAAAUUAGGAUUUAAUUCAUCGAGGAAAAGUUACAUUUAAUUUAUAUGCUUUGCACGUGGUUAUUUUCAAGCCCGGCCAAAUGCUACGUUCAAAGUUGCAACUUUCGUCCUCUCUAAAUGAAAAUACAAUAACUUCUUUCAUGAUAGUAGUAUUAUUUCAAAAAUUGCAUUCCAUUGCAUUAUUUGAGGGAUAGAAAAGUCCUCUACCUCUACUGUAAUAUUGGUCGUUGGUUUUGCUUGUGCCUGGAAUCAACCAUGAUCGUGUUAUUUUUUCUGUGACUUGGUUUAAAUUAUUUGCUGUUCUUGGAUAUUUAAAUGCGGAGUUUAACCUCUUUGGCUUUCAUUUUUGGUAAUACAUUUAUCAAUUGCUUAGAGUUAGAGGUUUGUAACUGACAUUUUUGUAAAAUUGGGUUAUUUAUCUCCGUACUUCGUUUAGAGAGGCCUCUGUGAGCGUGGCAAAUUCAGAGAGAGCGGCCAGGGGACAGAGCCCCCUGGCAUCUCGACACAAAUACGUACAGAUAUGACCCCUCCUGCUCUAAGCUACCGAUAUGGAUCAAACAGCAUUUUAAUGUCUGUUUUAAGCGUUCAACAAUAAAAUAACGAAAAACAAAAAUUACAGAAAAAUUCCUUCCAGUCUUUUAAAUCUACUCAGCCACUAAAUCUCAAACUACAAAAAUGAAUUAAUGAGACAUUAAUGUCACGGAUUCCGUUUAUUAUUCAUAAUAAGUAUGUGUCAUAAGCAUUGUUACUUACUACCACUUAAUUUUCAUCACGGCCUACGUUUUAAAAAUGCAGCCAAGUCACAUGAGGUGUACCAGAAACUUGCGUAAAAGUUGGCAUGACUUACCGUGGAAAAUGAGAGUACACCACUCCAAAUCCAUUUAAUUCCAUUUCAACAUCAAAACCAAUGGAUAUUUUCUUGUUAACGUAGCUUUUAGAUACUUAAACGAAACUAAUUACCUAUCUCUUAUGCUACUCACUAAAUGUGCUGUCUUCCACUAAUUUACUUUUUGUUCCCAUAAGUAUAUCCUCUACUCUGUGUACUUUAAUUCCUUUGCUUUUAUUGAAAAGACAAUUUUUUAAAAAAAAAUACAUGUAUUUUAAGGUUUGUUUUAUUAUUUUUCUGAAAUAUUUAUCAAUAUUUGUUCAUUAAAAAUCAAGAGGAUAAAGAUUUAUGCUCUUU